Messenger RNA from Purpureocillium lilacinum, 1263 nucleotides. RefSeq lists its product as uncharacterized. NCBI's taxonomy places the organism in Eukaryota, Fungi, Ascomycota, Sordariomycetes, Hypocreales, Ophiocordycipitaceae. The record is from RefSeq and is a predicted model, not a curated record. Gene Ontology annotation, molecular function: FAD binding.
AUGGGGGAACUCGCGGUCGCUGUCAUCGGGGCCGGGCCAGCAGGAUGCAUCCUGGCCAGGAUGCUCUUCCGCAAGGGUAUAAAUGUCAAAGUGUUUGAGGGCGAGGCAUCACCAGAUUUCCGCAGCCAGGGAGGAACGCUAGACCUCCACACAAAGACGGGCAUGGCCGCCAUGAAGGCAGCCGGCCUGUUCAGACACUUCCAACAGUUUGCCCGCUACGACGGCCAGUAUGCCGCCAUCGUCGACAAGGACCUCAAGUACCACAUGGUGCGUGGAGCUGAGGACAGGUGCCUGGGCGAGCGCCCCGAGAUCGAUCGCGCGAGACUCCGGGAGAUCUUGAUCGACUCGCUCCCGCCGGGCACGAUCCAGUGGGGCCACCGGCUCACGGCCAUCGAGGGCAAGACGCUCUUCUUCGGCAACACGAUAUACUCGGGAUUCGACAUCAUCGUCGGCGCGGACGGGGCCUGGAGCAAGGUCCGCCAGAUCAUCGACCCGGAUUUCCGGCCGCAGUACACGGGCGUUGCCAUGACGGAGCUCAACAUUCCGGACGCCGAUUUGACGGCGCCCGAGAUCCACAACAUUGUGAACCGCGGCAGCGUCUUCGCCAGCAACGAGGGCCAGCGCAUCUCGUUCCAGCAGAUGGGCGACGGGAGCAUAUGCAUCUAUGCCAGCCUCGUCCGCCCGGAUGCCGACUGGAUGAACCCGAAGAAGUGCGGUUACGACCCCAGGGACCUGGAGGCUACCAAGCAGGCAUUCGAGACCGAGUUCGAGGACUGGUGUCCGCAGCUGCGCGAGGCCCUGAGACUGGCGCAGGGCCGCUGCAUUCCCCGCUCCUUGCAUAUCCUCCCCAUCGGAUACAGGUGGAAGCGCAUGCCGGGAAUCACCCUGAUCGGGGAUGCCGCGCAUCUCAUGACGCCGCAUGCCGGCGAGGGCGUGAACCAGGCCCUCGAGGACGCCAUGCUCCUGGCCCGCACCAUCGCUAAAAUCGUCGAGCGCAGGAAAGACAUAGAUGGCGAACUUGUCGCCUUUGAAAAAGCAAUGCGGGCGCGCGUGCGACCUGUGCAGCGCCUCGCCUACGACCUCUGCCAGUGUUGGAUGUUUACUCCUGGCGUACCCAAGUCGGUGAUGCCCAAGGUGAUCAGUCGCCAUGCCCAGUCUCGGGUGCCAGCUGUCCUGCGCCCUCUCGUCUCUGCGGGAGUGCGCGUUUACUACUUUUUCAAGUACAUGCUGUGCGAGCGAGGGUCUGCGACGGAUGCUCGUUGA